GAACUUGACAUCUAUAACUGUCAUUCGGUAUUUUAUUCGCGCGUGUUAUUAAUGGCCUUGCAAAAUCACAUGUUGGUUCAAACGGUGCAGGUGGUGUAUGUUCGAAUAGUUGUCUCGCAGUUUUGUCGAUGAUUGUCAGUAUAAUAAAAAAAGAAGACAAUGGAGAAGAACGCCAAAACCAAUUCCAACUCUGCGAGGGCUAGGUUUGAUAGUUUCAAUACUAUCAACGAGAAACCUGUGGAUGAUAUCUCAUUGGAAUUUUUCUACACCCCACAUAGUAUUUCUGCACUUGCCUUUGCAAUAGCGAUUGUUAUUUAUUCAGCUUUUGUGCGGGACACAGACAACGUAGAGAACAACAUAUGGGCGGGAAUGCUAUGCUGUAUCUUCUUUUUUCUUAUUAUAUCAGUUUUGGCUUUUCCCAACGGACCAUUCAUUCGGCCGCAUCCCGCCAUUUGGCGAAUGGUAUUCGGUAUGAGCGUUCUUUAUCUUCUCGGAUGUCUCUUUCUACUAUUCCAAAACUAUGAAACAGUGAAGAAUAUUUUAUAUUGGUUCGACCCAACAUUGAAAGAGUUCCAUAUCGACAUGGAUAAAGAAUACGGCGUUAACUGUUCGGACGUCACUUUAGAACGCAUCUGGUCACACGUUGAUGUUUUUGCGUUGGGCCAUUACUUAGGAUGGAUGUUUAAGGCCAUACUAAUGAGACACAUGGGGAUUUUAUGGGCUAUAAGUUUUAUGUGGGAAAUUACAGAGAUUGCCUUCGCGCACCUUUUGCCUAAUUUUAUUGAAUGUUGGUGGGACGCUCUCAUAUUGGACGUUUUAAUAUGCAACGGCUUUGGAAUAUGGUGUGGUCUCAAAAUAUGUCAGAUUCUAGAGAUGAGGGAGUACAAGUGGGUGAGCAUAAGAGACAUUCAUUCGACUACUGGUAAAAUCAAACGUGCAGUGUUGCAAUUUACCCCCGAAAGUUUUACGUCAGUACGAUGGUUGGACCCCAAAUGCUCGUAUAUGCGAAUAUUUGCUCUAUGCCAAUUAGUUCUGUUUUGGCAAAUCUCGGAACUUAAUACUUUUUUCUUAAAACACGUUUUCGAACUGCCAGCUUCGCAUCUGCUAGUCACGGCUAGGUUAAUUUUCAUUGGUGUCGUAGUAGCACCCUCUGUUAGACAGUAUUACAGUUACGUUACCGAUACUACUUGUAAACGAGUAGGGACACAGUGUUGGGUUUAUGGGUGUAUAAUGGUCUCGGAGGCAUUAAUCUGCAUUAAACACGGAAGAGAGCUCUUCGAACGUACACAAGCUAUUAAUAUUGUUGUAUGGCUGAUAGUCCAGAUGCUUAUUUCAGUACUCUGUGUUAUCGGUUGCGUUGUUUGGAACAAAUAUGGUUUGACGCGUGAAAAUUCGAGAGAUCUAAGUCCUAUUAAAAAUACGUCUUCACCUAAGGUUACUUUCGAAAGUAAUCAUAACUCGAAAGAUGAUUAAGAUUGUAAAAGACUGCAGAUGUGAUCAUUAAAUAAAGAAACGUUUAGUUAAAUUUUAGUAAUAAUUAGUGAAUUUUUUUACCUCUUGUUGUGAUCUAGUCAUGAGCGAAUUUACAUUACAACUUUUACGAAUAUUUGGUUAUUCUCGGUUAGAUUUUGUUAUAACUUUCUUGUACUUUUUUAAGAAAAGUGUUCACUAUUCCGCAAUCAGAGCUGGUUUUAUCCCAUAAACCUUUGUGUAAUCAAUACAUGUAUUCCAUCACAUUUUAAGUAUCGACCACUCGUUGAUUAAUAUUAGCAACGGAGUAAUAAAAUUGACAAAAUUUGUAUUUCGGAUUUAAUUAGCACAGUGUAUCAAAUAAGUGCUGUGUGAAAAAGGGAUUUGCUCUCUUGCAUGUAAAAGAGUAAACCUUUGUAGUAAAAUGUGAAGAAAUACACUCAGCCUUUUAUUUUGGUGGGUUCUUGACGGCCAACUAGCCCAAAGUGAAAAUUGCAGCAUCGGUUGAUUUUUAAAAUGUGCAUAGACUUUAAUAUUGAUGUUGAGAUUCUACUGACUAUUUCUUACUGCAAGUAUAGAAAAUUGAUGUGCUAUGUACCAUUCCAAUACGCACUAGGAAUUUAUUAACUUUUUCAUUUUAUUAUGUAAAGUAAAAAAUACAUUUAAUGUUUAAUGUAACUGUAGCGUCUAAAAGCAAUAAUUGUAACAAUAAUAUAGUUUCCGUGUUCAAAAAUCGACAUUUAUUUAAUUUUUCACGCUGUAUGACAUCAAGUGCGAUCAACAAAAAACGCCUUCGAAUUACCAAUGGACGAACAAGCUAUCUUUUUUGUCAUUUACUACUUUCAACGAGAAAUGAAAAAGGCAGCUAAGAAUCCUUCGCCUACUUGAGGACGAUUUUUGUUGAUCAGACAUUAUGUUAUCGAAUUUGUGCAAUCACUGUCAUUUAAAGCCAGCUUGCAGGUUGUGCCAUAGUGACUUCUAAAAUAUGCCCGUGUGUCAUUUCUCACGUACAAAUUAAAAUUGUACAAAUACCAAAGAAAUAAAAGUUAAAAGAUG
This is a messenger RNA of Zophobas morio, 2526 nucleotides long. It is a transcript of the gene l(3)77CDf, whose product is annotated as Phosphatidylserine synthase. Gene Ontology annotation, molecular function: L-serine-phosphatidylethanolamine phosphatidyltransferase activity. The transcript is spliced from 2 exons. The record is from RefSeq and is a predicted model, not a curated record. Gene Ontology annotation, biological process: phosphatidylserine biosynthetic process. Bases 160 to 1473 code for a protein of 437 amino acids. NCBI's taxonomy places the organism in Eukaryota, Metazoa, Arthropoda, Insecta, Coleoptera, Tenebrionidae.